Molecule: messenger RNA, 1245 nt
Organism: Histoplasma mississippiense
Lineage: Eukaryota; Fungi; Ascomycota; Eurotiomycetes; Onygenales; Ajellomycetaceae
Exons: 3
Coding region: 1-1245 (414 amino acids)
Biological process (GO): DNA repair
Cellular component (GO): Smc5-Smc6 complex; nucleus
Source: RefSeq, a predicted model, not a curated record
AUGGCGGACGCGUCAAAUAAAAGGCGGAGGCUAUCGGAAAAAGGAGGACCGGAUCGCCAAAGCCAGGCGGCACCCCGACGACAGCCACGGCAUAUCCAGGAUACCGAUCUAUAUGACCCCGAUCAGGAUCCAGAGGAACGUAGGAAGAUCAGAAAGGGAUUUAGAGACCUCGUGACAAAUCUAAAUGAUUCUCGCGCGGAAUACCUCCAACCCGGUUCCGAUGGUAUACGUACCACGUUGGAUAAAGCAAACGAGCUAUACAAAUCGGUGAAGCAAACCUCCGACGCAACGAUAGAUUCUCGACUUCUCGUAUCGGCGGCAGAUUUAUCCUAUAGACGCACUGCGAAGGCGGUUUUAGGCGAUGGCGAGACUGGUAUUGACGUGGACGAAUUUGUUUCCAAAUGUAUUUCAUUUAUGCGCCAAGGGCCUAGAGGGGAGGGGUAUUCCCUUUCAAGCACCCAGAGACGGCGCCGUCGCAUUACGGGAAACGAUCCUAAUGAGGAAGACAGUGAUGAAGAAGGGGAUCCCCUUAAUUGGGACUGGCUUGGCCGGAAAGCUUGUGUCCCCAAUAACCUACGUCCGUCUCUUUCUGGAUUUCUACUAGGUCCGCUCUCGGUACAGAAGCGUUUCCGGCAACAAAGUCAAAGAAGGGCUAGACAGGCGCGGUUGGAUCCUUCUCAGAAUGUCCAACCCCAGGAUGUUAAAGAAAUCGAUACGGACAAACAGGAGGUCUCGAACUUGACUGCCAUGUGCACUGAUAUUAGAGAGAUUCUGGUAAAAACUCAGACGCACAGUGAGACCCUCGUUAACGAAGAGCUUUGCCGAAUGGGCUCUGAUGUGUCAGAGGAUGUGGUCAAGGAGGUGAUGAGUAAACAUGCCAUUUCAGACGAUGGCGGUGUACCAUUAUUCCGGUUCUGCAUAAAUCCAAAGUCCUUCGGUCAGACGGUUGAGAACCUCUUCUAUAUCAGUUUUUUGGUGCGCGACGGCAGUGUGGGUAUAUCAUUGGAUAGCAACAAACUCCCUACUCUACUCCCGUCUCAACCCGCUGCACCAUCAGAAGCGCAGGCUAAAAAAAUGAGAAAACACCAAACAGUUUUCAGCCUUGACUUUGAGACAUGGGAAAAUCUAAUUGAAGUAUUUGAUAUUCGAGAGCCCUUGAUUCCGCACCGAAAUGACGAGGCAACGGAACGGGCAAAUAAAGAAGUGGCCACUACACUACUGCCUAGCACGGCUAAGAGCGUGUAG